GUUUAAAAAAAAGAGAGCAAAAAAAGCAAAAGCAAAUCUGGCGCGAUGUGAAGUUAAAGGGAAGCUAUCCCAGGAUGCUUCGAUCGGCGAUUUCAAGACGAGGCUGAAAAGAAGACUGAAUGUAAGACUAAACUAAACUGUUGAACUUGUGGACGAAACCAUUUCUUGGAGUGGCACCCCAAGGAACAUCUGGAGGCCGGGGUAUGGAUAGUUCGUCUUUUGUUCCAAACCCGUUGACCUCUCCGGCGUUGAUGGUUUUAGCAUCAACUUCUGAUAGUGGUCACGAUACCAACCGUCUCUCCAGCUCUCACCAUUUCUCAGGACAAAAUGUUGACAAGGAUCCUACGCCUGGUGCCUCUUUCAGCACCUCAUCAUUCAUGUACCGUCCAGGGGAGCCUUUCGCUCCACCACUGUACGCUCCUCUGCCGCCCUAUGUCCAGUCCAAUCACUUGGAUCGUGGAGUGAGUAUUAUCAACAGUGGUGGCGGGAGUGCUUUCCGACCUGUAGCCAGUUCCUCGGACUGUGGAGUAGAUGAGUAUCAGUCGGCAUUUUUACCAACCAAGAAGAGCAAACAAGAAGAAAGUUCAGCAUUAACAACUCUGUACAACCACUGUAACAACGCCAGUGAAAGGUUGGUGGAACAGGCCUCUUUUGGUCACUCGAGGGAGGAGAAAAGUAGUCACACCACUGUCAAAGAAGAGAGACCAUCUAGUUUAUGUUCUGGCUCAUGUGAUACAAACUCUGAGAGUCACUCAGAGUCGGGAGAUCAUACGGAACGUGCCACACCUGAUGAAGGCAGAAACUUAAGAAAACAGAGGAGACGUAAUAUUUUGGAUGGUCAAACACCAUGUUGUCCAGUCUGUGGUUUAACACUGCGAGCGGGAGAAUUUGAAGCUCAUCUAUCACUUGAAAUAGAUAAAAUUGAAAAGCUUAGCAGGGUCAAUCGCAGGUCUCGAGAAUCCACAUUACAAAAUCGAAAAAAUCUUCUAUGCCAAAAUCCAUUGGGUCGAAAAGGCAAAGACUCUCCUACUAUAGAAGCAGCUUCCCAGCAGAGAUAUGAGACCUACCAAAGGAUCAAGUGUAACAGGCAGUCAAGAUUAAGCUCUCGGAGUAGGAACAAGAAGAAAAGACCAGAGGAAGCAGUUUGUCCUAUUUGUAAUGAAAAAUUAUCUGGAACAGCUCAGGAACUUAAUGAACAUGCUGAAUUGUGCUUGAAGAAGAAGGAACAGAUUACUGAAGAUGACCAUGUUGACGUGGAAGGAGAUGAUAGUGGGGAACAGUAUGAAGAAUAUACAUGGGCAGGACAGACAAGGAUACGAGCAACAACUAUGCUUCAAGGAGGUUUUGCAGGUUCAGGCUUCCAACUGUCAAGCAGUCGUUUAUCUGUGGAUGAUGACAUUGAUUUGAAUGUUGAUGGUGACGACUCAGAGCAAUAUGGCAAGCCUCAAUACAGUGAAGUAGACAUCAUUCCUUGUUCUGCAGAUGAACCUGAAGAAGAUAGAGAAAGACAAGCCCUUCGGGGUGCCAUGCUCGGCACAACAAUUGGUUCUAUGAUGGAAUUAUCAAAUUCUACAGAAAGAGGCGAACACAAAUUUGAACCUGAACCCAGUUGUUACCAACCUUAUAAUCAAGCUGUAGACCAAGGAUCAACAUCACAUAACUUUGACCCUCGCAAUGCAAAUAAUUCUUCACAGCGGAUUAUAUCUGCACUGAAAUGUCGCUUGAAGGAGAAAGAAGAAGAAAAAACUGAAGAGAAACAUAAAUGUUUGAUCUGCAUGGAAUCCUAUAAAGUCCCUUUAACAUCAGUCCAAUGUUGGCAUGUCCACUGUGAGCAGUGUUGGCUGAGGACUCUGGGAGCCAAGAAGUUGUGUCCACAGUGUAAUAUGAUUACAUCUCCAUCAGAUCUCCGGCGAAUAUUUUUGUAGCAGAUUUUCUCCCCCAUUAACCUCACACAACUAGCUCUCUCUCUCUCUUUUUUAUUAUUUAUUUUCAAUUAUGAUUGUGUAUAAUUUACUCUCCAUACACAGUACAAAACAACACUCACUCACCCACACACCACGUCAUUGUCCCUCCAUAAGUCAGCUAUUCUAAUUACAUUGUGGUGUCUUUCCAAUUCCGGAUGCAGAGAUCUGUGCUAAAUCAUCAGGAACAAAUGGCAACAGAACUCUCUUGAAUCCUUGACCAAACAGAAAAUCACAAUAACACGAAUACUUAACACCCUUUCUUACCCUCUGGCUCUAGCAAGAUCACCAGAUGUGAGGACUGAUUUGCAGAUUUUAACAAUAAUAAAAAAAAAUAUAUAAAAUUAAAAACAAAUAAAAAAUAUAUCAAAGAAUUUAUCCAUUCGGGUAAUACAAAAAAAGAAAAAAAGAAAAGGAAACUUAUCUGCAUUCUCUUGAAUGCGAAAUACCUUUUUGGAUAUUAUACACCUCUCGGAUCUUUAAAUCUGUUAGUGAUCUUGAGGUAAAAAUCACAAAGUAGAUUCCACUUUAUAUAAUUCUCUCUACUAUUUUGACAUCAUAAAACCUUUGCUCCAACA
Molecule: messenger RNA, 2539 nt
Organism: Octopus sinensis (East Asian common octopus)
Lineage: Eukaryota; Metazoa; Mollusca; Cephalopoda; Octopoda; Octopodidae
Product: E3 ubiquitin-protein ligase Rnf220
Exons: 15
Coding region: 204-1925 (573 amino acids)
Biological process (GO): protein ubiquitination
Molecular function (GO): ubiquitin protein ligase activity; metal ion binding
Source: RefSeq, a predicted model, not a curated record